Molecule: messenger RNA, 1948 nt
Organism: Acanthochromis polyacanthus (spiny chromis)
Lineage: Eukaryota; Metazoa; Chordata; Actinopteri; Pomacentridae
Product: gap junction alpha-3 protein-like
Exons: 1
Coding region: 19-1116 (365 amino acids)
Biological process (GO): cell communication
Cellular component (GO): connexin complex
Source: RefSeq, a predicted model, not a curated record
AUCUGACCUUGCACAGCCAUGGGGGACUGGAACCUGCUGGGAAAGCUUCUGGAAAAAGCCCAGGAGCACUCCACCGUGGUGGGGAAGGUGUGGCUCACUGUCUUGUUCAUCUUCCGCAUCCUGAUCCUGAGUGCUGCCACAGAGAAGGUGUGGGGCGACGAGCAGUCGGGCUUCACCUGCGACACCAAGCAGCCUGGUUGCGAGAACGUCUGCUAUGACAUCACUUUCCCCAUCUCCCACGUCCGCUUUUGGGUGCUGCAGAUUAUCUUUGUGUCCACACCUUCGCUAAUCUACCUGGGACACAUUCUCCAUCUGGUGAGGAUGGAGGAGAAGCACAAGGAGAAAGAGAAGGAGAGAGACAAGGAACAUGCACAUCAUUCAGACAAACAGGUCCUCAUUGGGGAUACUAAACACAAGAAAGCUCUGAUAAGGGACGAGAAGGGACGAGUGCGCCUGCAGGGGGAGCUCUUGCGCACGUAUGUCUUCAAUGUAAUCUUUAAGACACUGUUUGAGGUGGGCUUCAUCGUGGCCCAGUACCUCCUGUAUGGCUUCGAGCUGAAACCCAUGUAUACAUGUGACAGACCACCCUGCCCCAAUGUGGUGAACUGCUACAUAUCCCGGCCCACAGAGAAAACCAUCUUCAUCAUCUUCAUGCUGGGAGUGGCCAGUGUUUCUCUGUUCCUCAACCUCAUAGAGAUCUACCACUUGGGCUUCACCAAGUGCCGCCAGGGCAUCACCUUCAGGAGAGGUGUCCCCUCCCCUGAGGGUAUCUCCAAGGAGCCCAGCGAGGCGGCGGUGCCAUUUGCGCCCAGUUACGAAGACUACUUCCACGAGCACCGCCAAGUCCAGCCCGCUUACCCACCGGUGCCCAGCUACAACCUGUCCCCACUGGCUGCCGACACAGACUCGUCCUUCCACCCCUACCACAGCAAGGCGGCCUACAAACAGAAUAAGGAUAACUUGGCAGUGGAGAGGAGCAGCAGCAAGCCAGAGGAAUGCGACCUGAAAGGGAAGAAGGGAGCAGGAUCGGCCCCUGGGUCACCUACGCAGGCCAGGCCCGGCCAUGGUGCCAAACACAGCAGCAACAAGACUAGAAUAGACGAUCUGAAGAUAUGAGGAGGUUUAUGUUUCUCUGAGGGGUCUUAAAUUGCUGAGAGGGGAUCAUAUGUUGUUUGGACGCAUUCAUACAUGCUGUACCGACUCCUCUCUUAAAGAUGGCACAGAUUUGUCUCAUUCCAGCUUAGAGGGGAGUGACAUUUAUAGGGCACACAGAGGACAUUCAAGCGUACUGUAAUGUUUAAAGACUGAUUCCUAUUGAACUUUCCCGCUCAAAGAAAAUCUGUCGUCAUUUCAUCCUUUACUGAGAACUUUUAAUUCUGGGAAACCUAAUUGGAUUUUCACAUUGGUGUUUCCUGUAUUCAAAUUACAACUUACAAUCGAACAAAGACAACAACAAAAAUACAAUUUGCUCAGGUUUGUAUUGAGCUCUUUAUUAUUUUUAAUUUAUCAUUUAAAUGUGUGGGAAAAACCCCAGAAUUCAGGGCAGGAAGUUGUUCAUCACUGACCUGACCUCAUUUAAGGGAAAUCAGAUAGGGCGAAUAGUUAAAUUUAACUUCCUCCAACAGUUUUGAGGUCAUCAUCUAGCAUAGUUCACUUGCAUAGACUUGAAGCGAAGAGUUGUGCAAUACCUGACAACACAUUACAUGCUGGAAUCUGUAUUUAUUCCAGAAAAACAAAUUGCACUGGUCUCAGGAGUUCCCACAUUUGUACUGUCUUCUUCUACUUCUUUUUUUUUAAAUUGCAACAGCCCGCUAGUACAUAAUUAUAAUCACAUUGUUUUGUUUAUCCCUGUUUAGAUCUGUAUUUGUGUCGUUUGUUUCCUGUAAAGCACUUGGGUGACAACCAUGUUUGAAAAAAACUGCUUGAAAAUAAACCUGUCUUAAAUUUG